AUGUUGUUUGCCUGGAUACUUCUCAUCACCAGCGCUAUAGCUGCCGAGUACGACUAUAUCAUUGUGGGCGGUGGAACGAGUGGGCUGGUAGUAGCGAACAGACUGUCAGAAGACCCCAAUAUCUCGGUUUUGGUAAUCGAGGGCGGUGACUCUGUCUACGACAAUCCCUAUGUGACCGACAUCAGUCGUCUCGCAUCGACCUACGACAGCCCUCUCGAUUGGGCUUUUCAGACCACUGAACAAGCCUAUGGCGGACGCCGACAAAUAAUACGCACCGGAAAAGCUCUGGGAGGAACGAACGAGCGGCUUAUGCACGCGCAGAGCCAUCGCAAGUCGAUGCUUUCAAACGGUUUGGGAUCAAUGGGUGGUCAUGGCAUAGCAGAAGUUAGCGCUGGAGCCACAUUUGCCCCUCGGUUUCAUGGUUUUCAUGGCCCGGUCAACGUUGGUUUCAGGCCCAUGUCGAAGGGGGAGAAUGACCUGACGACGGCACUGAAUCGGGCCCUGAGUACAAGUUCACGCUUCAUCCGUAUACCGUAUCCGGAUGAUAUCCGCAGUGAUGCGGCGCGUGCUUAUUACUGGCCAUAUAAGGAUCGCCCCAAUCUCCAUUUGAAACUGGAUACGCUUGUGACUCGGCUACUAUGGAGCGAUAAGAAUGGAGAUGAUGGACUCAGAUCCGAAGGAGUUGAAACUUAUGAGAGCAAGCAUGGAAAACGAUAUGCUAGCAAUGCUCGGAGAGAGGCUAUCCUAGCAGCUGGCGCGAUGCGAUCACCUGCUCUUUUGGAGCUAUCGGGUGCAGGAAAUCCGAGCUUAGAUGCUAUCCCCUCUCGGGUCGUUUGA
This is a messenger RNA of Aspergillus affinis, 837 nucleotides long. RefSeq names its product FAD/NAD(P)-binding domain-containing protein. Gene Ontology annotation, molecular function: oxidoreductase activity, acting on CH-OH group of donors; flavin adenine dinucleotide binding. NCBI's taxonomy places the organism in Eukaryota, Fungi, Ascomycota, Eurotiomycetes, Eurotiales, Aspergillaceae. The transcript is spliced from 4 exons. The coding region runs from base 1 to 837 and encodes 278 amino acids. The record is from RefSeq and is a predicted model, not a curated record.